AUAACAAGUGGAGUGAAAGCAGGGUGCCACAAACUAAUGAUGUACCAUUGUCAAAACAUCUUGAUCAACAGUGUAAUUCACAUACUAUAAGAGGCCUGUAAUCAUCUUAGAAGAAAGUGGACAUCUUCUAAUUUAGUUUGCAAGUAUCGCCGGCCCGAAUGAGCCAAGGCCCUACCACCCUGCCUCAGAUCACACCGUCAAUGACCGCUCCUUUGAUUUUCAGUGAAUUACAAAGUCUAUGGAGGGGAGACUGUACCUCUGUAAGAGAGACAGCCCGGCGGCAAGGUGAACCGGCUGAAAGUGACACUGUAUUUGCAAAGUCAAGAACUGAUAACAGCAACUACAGCUACGUGACAGCGUCGAACACAAGACUCCGGACUGUGAAACGUGGCUGGAAAGUUGGCAGCAACAGACAGGAAUACAAACAAAACAAUAUAAGGUCGCAAGAGCUGGAGGGGUGAAUGUUCUGGAGAAGGUGCGCCUGCCAGACUUCGUGAACGUGAAAACUGUGGACCAGGUUGGGAUGCCGAGCGAGAUCUCGGCCCCUGCAGGUAUGCAGUCGGAGGUGAGCCCCUCUCUGCCCCUUAGGCUUCUGACCAAGGGUCCCAGCUACCUUCGCAGUCAAAUGGAGAGGGACAGGCGGGAUCGGCCGAGCGCCGUGGAGAGACUGGCGGCCGACAAAGCCAAGUACGUGAAGAGCCCGGCGGCGAGGGGACGCAAGUUGGAGCCCAAUGGUUUAGGCAGUUCUUCCUCUGAGGAAGACAGCAGUAGCGGCGCCAGCAGCAACAGAGAGAACCACUUGGAACCCAGCAGCCACCAGCGGACCGGGCAGCGGGAGCUCCAACCGAGCAUCGUGCGGCGCUCGGGGUUCAAGAGGCAGCUGAGACCCGACUCACUCGUCAUCUACCGGCAAAAGUGCGAAUUUGUUCGGGGAACUACGACCACCAGCAGCAAUCGGAGCUCCAAGAGCAACCGUAGCUUAGUCUGGAGACUCCUGCCGGGCUCUGGUGGCCGGGGCGACAGACUGCUGCAGUCGGCGGCAGGGACAACCUCAGGAGAAGAAGGAUUGGCAUAUGGUACUGCACUCCAGGGAGCAGCAACCGACAAACCAGCGGCACCCCGGGGAGCAGCAGCCAACACGCCGGCGGCACCCCAGGGAGCAGCAGCCAACACGCCGGCGGCACCCCAGGGAGCAGCAGCCAACACGCCGGCGGCACCCCAGGGAGCGGCAGCCAACACGCCGGCGGCACCCCAGGGAGCGGCAGCCAACACGCCGGCGGCACCCCAGGGAGCGGCAGCCAUCACGCCGGCGGCACCCCAGGGAGCAGCAGCCAACACGCCGGCGGCACCCCAGGGAGCAGCAGCCAUCACGCCGGCGGCACCCCAGGGAGCAGACACCGGCCGCACCAAAGAACCACUGAAACGGCGGGGAGGAGGAGCGGGGCUGCGGCGCUCGUUUUCCGACCUGAGCUACCGCUACUCGCGAGCCUGCUCGGGCUUGGACAGCUUCUUCGAGCACUGCGGACUGGAGCCCGAGGUGAUGGAGGACCUGAUCAGGGAGAAGUUCGCCGCCACCUCCGACAGCCUCACUCUCAGGUUCCGGAGUGUGAGCAGCCCGGACUCGGAGAGCGAGCUAUCGCGGCACAGUAGUAGCAGCAAUAGCAGCAGUGGCAGUGGCAGUGGCAGCCAACGGCUCCAGGUACAGAAAAAGCCUCCUCCCUCUGUCCUUUCGGUCAUCGAGCGUAACGCCAGGGUCAUUCAGUGGCUGUACGGCUGUAAGAGAGCCCAGGAGUCUAAAGGCAAGGCUUCCGCUGUCCUGGUGUAAAGCAGGAGCGUUUCCC
Mobula hypostoma (lesser devil ray) is the source of this 1841-nucleotide messenger RNA. Its product is annotated as protein FAM110C-like. The transcript is spliced from 3 exons. Bases 524 to 1825 code for a protein of 433 amino acids. NCBI's taxonomy places the organism in Eukaryota, Metazoa, Chordata, Chondrichthyes, Myliobatiformes, Myliobatidae. The record is from RefSeq and is a predicted model, not a curated record.